Molecule: messenger RNA, 225 nt
Organism: Geodia barretti
Lineage: Eukaryota; Metazoa; Porifera; Demospongiae; Tetractinellida; Geodiidae
Source: the annotation of a GenBank genome assembly
UCCAGGCUGAACUUGGUGUGCCCAACAAUCAAAAAAGAUACAGUUGUCCGUGUGAAGAAAGACGCCUGUUUCCCCCAGACUGUGAACAUCAAAGAAGUAGUGCAGCCUACUGAUCACUGCGUUUUCGCCCUUCCCUACCUCGCCAUACUCAUCUGUAAGAAAGUUGAUUGGGCGAGGUAUUGCCUCACAGUCUACCGCAAAGACAGAACACUUCCUCGGAGUAAG